Molecule: messenger RNA, 372 nt
Organism: Spirometra erinaceieuropaei
Lineage: Eukaryota; Metazoa; Platyhelminthes; Cestoda; Diphyllobothriidea; Diphyllobothriidae
Source: the annotation of a GenBank genome assembly
AUGCAGGACGCCUGGAUGGUUUGCUGGGCCGAGGAGAUCCUGAAGUAUACCGGCCGUAAUAAAACGGGAAUCUUCUUCGCAGCGAUCAAGGCGAUUUACUGUUCCCCAACCAAAGGAACCGCACUGCUUCUCAACUCCGAUGGUUCAACGCUCCUCCGCAAUCCCCGACGGCUACAGCAACCUGCUAUUUCAAGCGGAAAUCAACAUCGAGUUAGAUCUUCCCCCUCCCUCCUAGAAAUUAUUCGCAUCAUGCAACAACUCUGCAUCAAGAAGGCAUCAUGUACCGAUGCAAUCCAAGCCAAAAUCUACAUUCACGACGACCAUCGGCUGGUGGAUCACCUCACGGCACUCUUCUAUGAGAUGUCGCAAUAA